Molecule: messenger RNA, 1833 nt
Organism: Chrysochloris asiatica (Cape golden mole)
Lineage: Eukaryota; Metazoa; Chordata; Mammalia; Afrosoricida; Chrysochloridae
Gene: DNAAF11
Product: leucine rich repeat containing 6
Exons: 13
Coding region: 1-1833 (610 amino acids)
Biological process (GO): outer dynein arm assembly
Cellular component (GO): cytoplasm
Molecular function (GO): protein binding
Source: RefSeq, a predicted model, not a curated record
AUGCGAGUGGAUUUUGUGGGCUACACCUCUCUGCCUUUGGACAAGUGGUGGCCACCCAAGUUGUGUGACAAGGAAGAACUCAGCAUUUUCGGCGAGCUUUGGUCCCGCGCGGCCGCCGUAGAGUCACCGUUGCCAUGGUUCCCAGGUUACUGCGUGGACGCGCUGAGACGUGACUGCGAAGGAACAAGGAGUCUUUGGUUCCGAGUCGGGUUUCAGGGCCUCGCACAGCGGAAAGGCACCAUGGGCCGUAGUAAGCACCUACCUUCUGUCCUCCUUCUGGCUCUGAUCUGCGCCGCCCGCCCUAGAGUGCCCUUGGAUGCCCGCGGACCCCCGCGCUCCGCCCAGAAAAGGGCCACUGGUGCCAGACAGGCCAGUGCCAAGCGGCCCACCGUGACCUUUUCUAUGUUCAGGUUCCUCAUCUUCACCGAAGACCUCAUUAGACGGAACGCUGAGCACAAUGACUGUGUGAUUUUUUCCCUGGAGGAGCUCUCCUUGCAUCAGCAAGAAAUAGAAAAAUUAGAACACAUUGACAAAUGGUGCCGGGAGCUGAGGAUCCUCUACCUUCAGAACAAUCUCAUUGGGAAAAUCGAAAAUGUCAGCAAACUCAAGAAACUUCAAUAUUUGAAUUUAGCUUUAAACAACAUUGAAAAAAUUGAAAAUUUGGAAGGAUGUGAAGGACUGACCAAACUCGACCUGACGGUCAAUUUCAUUGGGGAGCUGAGCAGCAUCAAAUCCUUGCAGCACAACCCCCAUCUGAAGGAGCUCUUUCUCAUGGGGAACCCAUGUGCCGACUUUCAAGGGUACCGGCAGUUUGUGGUGGCAACGCUGCAACAGUUAAAGUGGUUGGAUGGUAAAGAAGUAGAGCGUUCUGAGAGGAUUCAGGCAUUACAGAACUACCCAAGAAUCGAACGAGAAAUCAGAGAGCAAGAAAAAACGCACUGCCUCAAGCGAGCCAGGGACAAAGAAGAGGCUCAGAGGAAGCUUGAGGAAGAGCAUGAACGAGAAGACGACACAAAACGCACCCCAGGCUUUGACAGACGUUGGUCCACAGAUGUCAACACCACCGUCGCAAGCUCUUUAGAGAGCAGACAACCCCACCCAGGCUCGGAGACACGAGGAGAGGAGAGCAACACAAAGAAAUUGGAUGAAAGUGAAGAAGACCUGGCAUUCUGGAAUAAGCCCUCUCUGUUCACUCCCGAGUCUAGACUGGAGACUCUUAGACACAUGGAAAAACAACGGAAAAAACAAGAACAGUUGAGUGACAACAAGAAGAAAGUGAAGCCACCCAGGACUCUGAUCACUGAAGAUGGAAAAGCCCUGAAUGUCAACGACCCCAAACUUGACUUCUGUCUGAAAGAUGACGAGAAGCGGAACCAGCUCAUCUUGGACCUUGCUGUCUAUAGGUACAUGGAUACCUCUUUAAUCGAUGUUGAUGUGCAGCCAACUUACGUGCGAGUGACGGUAAAAGGGAAGCCCUUUCAGCUGGUACUUCCUGCAGAGGUGAAGCCAGAUAGCAGCGAGGCCAGGAGAUCUCAGACUACUGGGCACCUAGUCAUCUGCAUGCCCAAGGUAGGAGCAGUAAUCACAGCUGGCCGGAAAACAUCCCAGUCUGUGAAAACAACCUCAGACAUCAACAGCCAGCCAACAAACAGAAGAAGCGACCAAAUUGAGAAGCUAGAAGUAGACCCCAGCAAGCAUUCAUUUCCUGAUGUGGCUAACAUUGUCCAAGAGAAAACACACUCACCUAGAAGAGUUGCAGCUGAACCCCAAAAUAUACCAAGUAAUGAAGAUCAAGAUUUUGAAGAUAACCCUGACGUGCCUCCACUGAUUUGA